AUGACAGAACUAAAUUUGAAAAGAGUAGGAUGGUUUCCAAAACAAGUUCAAGAAUUCAAACAAAUUUUGAAACUUUUGAAAUCCGGUUCAAUUCGUGCCGUUCGUGUCAAGACCAACGGUGAAAACACUAAAUUCAAGGUUAGAUGUGCUAAAUAUCUUUAUACUUACAUUUGUGCUGAUAAAGCCAAAGCUGAAGAACUCAAGAAGGCUAUUCCAAAGGAUAUUCAUGUCGUUGAAAUUGCUAAGAAAGCUCCAAAAGCUGAAUAA
Entamoeba nuttalli P19 is the source of this 267-nucleotide messenger RNA. Its product is annotated as ribosomal L38e family protein. The transcript has 2 exons. Gene Ontology annotation, biological process: protein-RNA complex assembly; translation. Gene Ontology annotation, cellular component: ribosome; cytosolic large ribosomal subunit. The coding region runs from base 1 to 267 and encodes 88 amino acids. The record is from RefSeq and is a predicted model, not a curated record. NCBI's taxonomy places the organism in Eukaryota, Evosea, Mastigamoebida, Endamoebidae. Gene Ontology annotation, molecular function: structural constituent of ribosome.